UUUGCCAUAUAUUUUCAGUUUGGGAAGUCUUUGCCUCUUGGCUUAAUACGGUUUCGUCCCUGACUACCGUCACUACAGUUGUAGUUAGCUACACAAUGUCAGUAAGUAGAGUACGUACGGGAAUUUUGCUGUUGCAGUGUCUGAUCACCGGCACCCUCUGUACCGCGUUCACUUUCACCGAGGAACCUGCGGAGAGAGCUGCCAAAUCGGAUGGAUAUUGCAGUCGGAUUUUAAGGGCUCAGGGAGCGAAAAAAGAGGGCUACAACGAGUUUCGUCUGCGAGUUGAAGGCGACCCAGAGAAUUACCAACCCGGGAGUACAUACAGAGUGUCGCUGUUUGCGUCCCACAAUGCUUACUUCAGAGGCUUCACCCUCAUAGCUCUGAAGGAAGGCAGAGAAGGGGACAACGAUGACGAUUACGCUGGAAAUUUCCAGAUCAUCGAUGAGGAGGAGACCCAGUUCAUGACCAACUGCCCUCCUGCCGUGACGGAGAGUACGCCUCGUAGGAGGACCAGGAUAGAGGUGUUCUGGACAGCGCCCUCUUCAGGCAGCGGCUGUAUCGUCCUCAAGGCAAGCAUUGUUCAGAAGAAGAUCAUCUACUUCCAGGAUGAAGGCUCCCUCACAAAGCGGAUGUGUGAGAAAGAACCUCUCUUUGGGGAGGCCACAGACAAGCCCCUCCUGGACUGCUGUGCCUGUGGGACCGCUAAGUACAGGGUGACAUUUUAUGGCAACUGGUCUGAGAAGAUGCAUCCCAAAGACUACCCCAGGCGUGCCAACCACUGGUCAGCACUCAUUGGAGCCUCCCAUUCGAAAAACUACGUGCUGUGGGAGUAUGGAGGCUAUUCGAGUGAUGGGGUCAAGCAGGUCGCAGAGCUAGGCUCGCCUGUCAAGAUGGAGGAAGAGAUUCGCCAAAAGGGUGACGACGUCCUGACUGUCAUUAAGAUGAAGGCUCAGUGGCCAGCAUGGCAGCCCCUCAAUGUGCGUGCGGCUCCUUCGGCGGAGUUCUCGGUGGACCGCACGCGUCACCUCAUGUCCUUCCUGACCAUGCUGGGCCCCAGCCCCGACUGGGACGUGGGCCUGUCCGCCGAGGACCUCUGCACCAAGGAGUGCGGCUGGGUGCAGCGGGUCUCCCAAGACCUCAUCCCCUGGGACGCCGGCACCGACAGCGGCGUCACCUAUGAGUCACCCAACAAGCCCACCAUUCCCCCGGAGAAGAUCCGACCCCUGACCAGUCUGGACCACCCCCAGAGCCCCUUCUACGAUCCCGAGGGAGGCGCCAUCACGCCCGUAGCUCGGGUGCUUGUGGAAAGAAUCGCUCGCAAGGGUGAGCAGUGCAACAUCGUGCCUGAUAACGUGGACGACAUCGUGGCCGAUAUCGCCCAGGAGGAGAAGGAAGAAGACGACACACCUGAGACGUGCAUCUACUCCAACUGGUCCCCGUGGUCAGCCUGCAGCUCGUCCACCUGUGAGAAGGGCAAGCGCAUGAGGCAGCGCAUGCUGAAGGCCCAGCUGGACCUGAGCGUGCCCUGCCCUCACACUCAGGACUUCCAGCCCUGCAUGGGCCCCGGCUGCAGCGACGAAGCGGAUGCGUCCACGUGCAUGAUGUCCGAGUGGAUCACCUGGUCCCCGUGCAGCGCGUCGUGUGGGAUGGGCACGCGUUCGCGCGAGCGCUACGUCAAACAGUUCCCUGAGGACGGCUCCAUCUGCACGCUGCCUACCGAGGAGACAGAGAAGUGCACCGUCAACGAGGACUGCUCGCCCAGCAGUUGCCUGGUGACUGAGUGGGGCGAGUGGGAUAUCUGCAGCGCCACCUGUGGGCUGGGCAUGAAGAGGCGCGAGCGCAUGGUCAAGACGCCCCCUGCUGACGGCUCUGUGUGUGGCGCCGAGGUGGUGGAGGUGGAGAAGUGCAUGAUGCCAGAGUGCCACACCAUCCCCUGCCUGCUGUCUCCGUGGUCGGACUGGAGCGACUGCAGCGUGACGUGUGGCAAGGGCAGCCGCGCGCGCCAGCGCGCCCUCAAGUCGCCCCUGGAGCUGGGCGAGUGUGCCGAGGAGCUGGACCAGGUGGAGAAGUGCAUGCUGCCCGAGUGCCCGAUGGACUGUUUACUGACCGAAUGGUCCGAGUGGUCCGAGUGCAACAAGUCGUGCGGCAAGGGUCACAUCAUCCGCUCGCGCGUGGUGAAGAUGGAGCCACAGUUUGGGGGCAACGCCUGCCCCGAGACCGUCCAGCGCAAGAAGUGCAAGGUCCGCAAGUGCAGCCGGGGCGGCGCCAACAGCGACGAGAGGAGGCGCCGCAAGGAGGCGCGCGAGAGGCGCAGGAGCAAGCAGGGCCGUGAGGAGGGGGGCGAGGAGCAAGCGGGAUGUAAGAUGAAGCCGUGGUCAGCCUGGACGGACUGCACCAAGGCGUGCGGCGGCGGCAUCCAGGAGCGGCUCAUGACGGCCAAGAAGCGAUUCAAGAGCUCGCAACUCAGCAGCUGUAAGGACCGGAAGGAGAUCCGCGCCUGCAACGUGCAUCCCUGCUAGAGACUGGGCCAGGGAGCAGGGGAGCUUCUCAAGGGGGCGGGACACCAGAGGGGAUGGUUGGGAUGGGAAGCCAUUGGGUAGGGAGCGCUGUCACUCAUGCAGUGAAGCAGUGCACCCUGUUUAGGGCUCUUAUGGUGCAUAAACAAAAAGUAGAUAUCUGUGUAGAGACUGCAACUUCAAAAUGGCCUGUAAAUAGUCAUUAUGCCUGACUGGAUCACUGAAAUGGAAGAUGGAGAUCUAAGUCCUGGAUGUAUAUUUGCCAGUUGUAAGCCUGUGUGAAUUCAGACGAAUUCUAUGGUGAUGUUAUAUGUCAGGCCGAAUAGAUGUAUCAUUUUUGUUAGUUGGGUAAUAAUAUUAUCAUGAGAAAAACCAACCACUACCACCACCAAAUUUCACGCCAUGAUACCAUGAGGGUUUCAAAAUUCUCAUAAUUAUAAGGUCUACUUUUUGUGUUCAGGUCUAUUUUCGUGUUUUAUUUUAUGCCUACUGGAACUCAUGGAAGCACUUUCACCAUAGGCCACACACUCUGGAGUGUCACUGAACUGGGUAAGUAGACAGAAGUGAACUUCUAACUGAACGACAGGCCGUUCAUGGUCCUCACAGGUCACUGCCUCCCAGCUGGAGGUCAGCUUCUAGAACACUGUCAGCAGCCAUUUUUGUUUUUGUAGAGAGGACAAACUAUAUUGUAGGUCCCUGACAGUCAGCUUGGUGGCUAUGGAUAAGUGCAGUAUGUUAUGAAUUCAAACAUGUUUUUUUCUGUAAUUAUUUUGCUACUAGUGCAAACUGAAUCGGUUGCGUACACAUUUUUUGGGGCAAAAUUACUGUAAAGUUGUUGUGAUAUUAUAUUAUUCUCAAAUAAUGACAAUAGACUUAUAUCAUUUCAUUGAAAAUAGAACUGUUCCAUCCUGUGAUUUCUUCUUAGGUAGUGUAUUAUAUUCCUGAACUAAAAGCACAGGUGUUAUGCCAUUCCAGCAUUUUCUAUAUGCCUCAAAAUGUUGCUGUUUUUAGGACAGACAAACCUGUUGUGAUUUUUACCCAGCAGAAAUAAAAAUCAAAUUCUCCUCAACUAAAACCUUAAUAUUUUUUUUGCAUUCUUUUUACUUUUUCUUUUUUUGGGUUGUGGAUUUCUUUUUUAUAAGACUGUCACCCAAGAUUCUUACCAAAGUCUUGUGUAGAUGUUUUCUAGUUGUCUUUGUCUUUUAUCUCUCCAGCUAACACAAUGAUAAAUAUUUUGGAAUAUAUCACCUUUACAAUAAAAGUAAGUGUGACAAAGUACCCUGUAUCAUUUGCCAGGA
Sardina pilchardus (European sardine) is the source of this 3814-nucleotide messenger RNA. It is a transcript of the gene spon1a, whose product is annotated as spondin 1a. Gene Ontology annotation, biological process: cell adhesion. The record is from RefSeq and is a predicted model, not a curated record. The coding region runs from base 96 to 2519 and encodes 807 amino acids. Gene Ontology annotation, cellular component: extracellular matrix. Lineage: Eukaryota; Metazoa; Chordata; Actinopteri; Clupeiformes; Clupeidae. The transcript is spliced from 16 exons.